AUGUUCAGGAGCUAUACAGUCAACUUCAACAGAUACCGGUUCCACAUGCAAUGGCUGGGAAUGACAUUUCACUUUGGAAGCAGAAAUCAAAUGUGUUUGAUAGCUCCUCAAGUUGAUUGGUGCAAGCAUAUAUGGUUUUCGCGCGCAGGCAUUUCCCCGACAUGGUUUCAUAGCAUGCCGAAACAAGCUCUCAACGGGAUCUCGUAUGUGGCAAUGGGGGUGCUUUCCAAUCGUGUCCCCUUUGUGGUGAGUUGGAUGAGACAAGAGAUCACUUGUUCUUCGCUUGUCCAUACUCUUACACAAUUUGGGACAUGCUCAGCUCGGAAAUUCUUGGAGCUCGAAUUAAUCAUGAUUGGAAUGUUACGAUUCGAUCUCUACUCCGAAACCGACUAUCCCCGAUUGAUAAUGGGCUUCUCCGUCUGGCAUUUCAAGCAACUAUCUAUUGGUAUUGGAGGGAGAGGAAUGGGAGAUGUCAUGUAA
Messenger RNA from Arabis nemorensis, 480 nucleotides. The record is from the annotation of a GenBank genome assembly. NCBI's taxonomy places the organism in Eukaryota, Viridiplantae, Streptophyta, Magnoliopsida, Brassicales, Brassicaceae.